CUUCCCAAAUAAAUAAAACACAAAGUGUCUAGUAAUGGGUUAAAAAAUUCCUUAAUGUAGUUUUAAAUCUAGAAUUUUGUGUGAUUCUAACUAAAUAAUGUUUAAUUCAAGGAUCUGGUGUUUUAUAGCUGUAGAUUUGUUUCUGUAGUGGUUUAUUUGUUAUAAUUGUGAACUCAUAAUGCGACUUUUUAUAGUUUUUUUUUUCAUUAUUAUUAUUAUCAUUAUUAUUAUCAUUACUAUAUCAGAUGUGCUCACAGUCUUCAGAACAACCAAGCAGCUUUUACAGGAUUUAACGGUUAAUUCACGUCGUGUUCGUGUUUGAUCAAAUGACCGUGUUCUUAAUAAUUAUAUAUAAUUAGGGCUCGUGGAACAGGAUUUUGGGAUUUGAGCUCCGGCUCUGCUGUGUGCACCUCAUUAGCAAAUCGUGUUUAAUAACAUCUCAGAUAUCUUUAUUUCAGAUAAUAAACCUGAAAUAAAGCAAGAAGAUCUUUAGAUAGUGUAGGUUUUGUCGUAAUUUAAGAUCAUAUCAAAUUAAAUAAGAAACUUACAUUUUUGUUUGACUCGUCUGAUUGUUUUUUUUGGCCUUGAGUAGAGCUUCAUUCCCCUGAGAUCAGAUUAAAUGAUUAUCCCCUGAGGUGCAGGACGUUCUGAGUUUGUUCAGACUGUAAAAUGAGCCGUUAUGUACAUAAAGGAAGUGUAUAAAAUAUAUAACGAAGGUCUGGUUUCCAGGCUAUAAGUAGUUUUUGAAACUAAUGUUUUGAUCAUCAGAAGCUUAAAAACUUUCGACUUUAGUGGAAAUAAUGUCUCGUCUCUUUGGUGCUCUUCUCGUUUGCUGCUUUUUGCCGUCUGUGGUGCCGCUGUUCUGUUACAAGUGUGUGGUUCCUGCUGUCUCACCUAUACCUCGGGACUGUAUCCAUAUCCCUACGUUUUGUCCUACAGGACAGGGCUGUCUCUCCAGCAAGGCCACCGCACAGAAAGGUGACAUUCAGGUGGUCCUGCGUGAAAAGAGUUGUUCACUCCCAGCCAUGUGUGGGGUCACCGGACACAAGGUCGUAAUGGGUUUAAACUUCACCUAUACCACCGAGUGCUGCGAGUCAAACCUGUGUAACGGAUCUGCUGUCCCCAGGAGCGUCUUUUCCAUCAGCACCCUGCUCUGUCUUCUUCUUCCGCUUGUAUUUUUCAUCUGAACUUUUUGUACUAAGAAAGUCAAUGUCAGAAUGUAGAGAUGUACCAGUUCUUUAGCGAGCACCUGAGACGGUCAUGACUAUCACUUACUUACCAGAUGCCACCAUCUUGUGGUCAAAUGUUGAAACACAGUCACAGUGACACCAUUUCCUUGCAUUUGAGCUACCUUUAGAUUUAGAUACCAGUUCGGCUGGCAAAAACAUAUACAAACAGUAAUCAGUAGUCUGCUGAACAUUUACACAUGGGGAUGUGGUAGCCUAGUGGCUAAGGUGUUGGGUUACCAAUUGGAAGGUUGUGAGUUCAAUUCCUAUGUCCACCAACCUGCCAAUGCUGGGCCCCUGAGCAAGGCCCUUAACCCUCAAUUGUAUAAAAAUGAGAUAAAAAUGUAAGUCGCUUUAAAAUAAGGGCAUCUGCUAAAUGCUGUAAAUGUACACAAUAAUUAUAAUGAUACUAUAACUACAGUCAGUUCCUUUUAGACAUUAAAUCCUACUUUCACUGCAUUAAUGUAUUAUUCUUAUAUGUGUCACCGAAUUGGCCUCUUAUCGUUGUAGUUGUUCUCAAUUUAGGAGAUUUUAUAUCACUGUCGAAUUCUGUUUUUAUUUAACAUUUAUGGAAGGAUUCUUCGGUGUCAGUCGGAGGUCAAGUUCGAACUUUAAGACUCUUUUGUCUGGAGAUGGAGAGAUAAA
This is a messenger RNA of Tachysurus fulvidraco (yellow catfish), 1871 nucleotides long. It is a transcript of the gene lypc, whose product is annotated as ly6 domain containing, pigment cell. The transcript is spliced from 3 exons. NCBI's taxonomy places the organism in Eukaryota, Metazoa, Chordata, Actinopteri, Siluriformes, Bagridae. The coding region runs from base 801 to 1187 and encodes 128 amino acids. The record is from RefSeq and is a predicted model, not a curated record.